GUACUUGCUCUGCCGCAGCAGCAGCGUAGCAGAUUAUAUUCAGUGGUUUAGAAAGUCUUUAAACCCUUACAGGCCUUCAAAUCCCUAUGCUGAAGGUGAAGUCUGACAUCGUGUCUGAGGGGGAAGACAUUAUUGCCACAUGCAGUGCAUCAGAGGAGACGGGCAGUCUGAUGUUCUACUUCUACGAGGACGAUCAGGAGGUCAAGAGAGUCGUUAGUGCCAGCAACUCUGUGACAACCACUCUGACCAUGCAGAAGCUCACAGACAUCUACCUGCAUUGUGACUAUAUGGUUAUGAUGCAACGCAACGCAGGACAUUCCAACAAAAGCAACAUGGUGAAAGUUAUUGUACAAGAUCUUGAUGUGAUCACCCCACAAAUAAACAUCUCCCCCAAAGCGAAUGUUGUUGAGGGUGACAGGUUGCAGAUCACAUGUAAGGUGAAACGUAACUCAGAUCUUGAGCUGUACCUCACCAAAGGCAACACCCUUCUUCGUGAAUCUCAUACAACCUUCACAUACAGCCUCGUAGUAAGAGCCGAGGAUUCAGGGGACUAUGUGUGUAAAGCAGAGAAAGGCAGCGUGCAAAAGAAGGCAGUCUAUUGGCUAAAUGUUGCAGAACUGUUCUCGAAGCCAAUUUUGAGAAUGAGCCCAGACCAGCUUUUUGAAGGAGAACGCUUCACUCUGACCUGCAGCAGUACUGUAAUCUCCUCAGUGAAGAUCGGAAAAGCAGACAUAAAGUAUGUUUUGCUGAAAGAUGGCCGACGCAUUGCAGCAGUUGCCAAAUACGAUGACACUGCAAGCCUGGCCACCAAUGGGAACUACUACUGUAUGGCCAUGGCUAAAGAAGUUAACAAGACCAGCUUACCAUUUAUUUUAAAGGCUAAAGUGCCUGUUUCUGCCCCAGUCCUUCGUGCUGUUAAUAAGGUGAUUGUUGGUAAACCAUUCAGAGUUUCAUGUGAGUCUGAAAAUGGAACGUUUCCAAUAACCUACACCUUACUGAAGGCCAGAGUUCCAGUGGCUUACAGGACAGUGGUUGAGGCAGCUGACAGG
Molecule: messenger RNA, 1049 nt
Organism: Sinocyclocheilus rhinocerous
Lineage: Eukaryota; Metazoa; Chordata; Actinopteri; Cypriniformes; Cyprinidae
Product: platelet endothelial cell adhesion molecule-like
Exons: 4
Biological process (GO): cell surface receptor signaling pathway; immune response
Cellular component (GO): external side of plasma membrane
Molecular function (GO): transmembrane signaling receptor activity
Source: RefSeq, a predicted model, not a curated record